AUGGCACAGAAAGUCGUUGAACGGAAUGUGACUCAAUACGAUGAUAUUCCAUCUGCACGAAGUAGUCAUACAUUGACAGCAAUUGAUAAUUAUUUGUAUCUAUUUGGUGGUGAACAUGAUCCACGCAUACCAAUUGAUAAUGAUGUCUGGCAAUUUAAUACAGAUGAUAAUCAUUGGAAACGCUUAUUAGUGAAUCGAGGUGAACGACCAGCUCCGAGACUUGGCCAUGCAGCAGCUGCUGUGGCACAUAAGUUAUUUAUUUUCGGUGGUCGAACGUCAGUGGGUAUGAAAGAUAGUACUUUAGAUGAUUUAUAUUCAUUUGAUACUGAUACUAAUGAAUGGACGCAACAUGAAAAAGCAUCAGAUGCUGAAUACUGGCCAGAAAAACGUAGUUAUCAUUCAAUGGUUAGUGGAGCUGAUCAAGUAUUUGUUUUUGGUGGUUGUGGUGAAGUAGAUCGUCUAAAUAGUCUAUGGCAAUUUGAUACUUGUAAUAAACAAUGGAGACAAUUACCUUCACCUGAUUCUCAACAGCUUGCAGGACGUGGCGGAUGUGCACUCGUUUAUCUUAAUAAUGCAUUGUGGGUUUAUGGAGGUUUUUGUGGUCACGAAUUAGAUGAUAUUGCUCGUUUUGAUUUAUCAACACAAACAUGGACAUAUUUAGCACAUGCGAAAAUUUCACCUCGUAGUGUUUUUGCUUUUGGUUGUUUGAAUGGUGUACUUCUUGGACAUGGUGGUGAACAAGAUCCAUCUAAAUUAGGUCAUGCUGGUGCUGGUGAAUUUGCUGAUGAUGUUAUAGUCAUUCAACCAGUAAACGAAAAUAGUGAUCAUGUAGAAACAAAACGACUUGAAUUUGUAAAACCCAUUGGUGGAAAACGUGGUUGGCAUGCUGGGGCAACAAUAAAAAAUACAUUUUAUGUUUUCGGUGGAAAUACAUCCGAAAAUGAACGUGACAAUUCAUUACUUGCUAUUGAAUUUCAAUAA
Molecule: messenger RNA, 981 nt
Organism: Adineta steineri
Lineage: Eukaryota; Metazoa; Rotifera; Eurotatoria; Adinetida; Adinetidae
Source: the annotation of a GenBank genome assembly